Messenger RNA from Phialemonium atrogriseum, 2599 nucleotides. RefSeq names its product metalloendopeptidase-like protein. Bases 272 to 2437 code for a protein of 721 amino acids. Lineage: Eukaryota; Fungi; Ascomycota; Sordariomycetes; Cephalothecales; Cephalothecaceae. Gene Ontology annotation, biological process: proteolysis; peptide metabolic process. Gene Ontology annotation, cellular component: mitochondrial intermembrane space. The record is from RefSeq and is a predicted model, not a curated record. Gene Ontology annotation, molecular function: metalloendopeptidase activity. The transcript has 3 exons.
CAAGUCGUUCAACCUGGCGAAUUCCACUCCUCGUCCACGACAGGCCGUCCUUCUGCUUGUCCUCUCCGUCCUCCUCUUCUCCUCAAUCACCGUCAUCCUGGCUGCGCCGCGCAUCAUCCCUCGACUUUCCAGUCUCUUCAACCACUUGAGGUUCAAGCCACCUCACCAGUAUCCUCUUGCAGGGACAGCUAGCAUUGCGACCGCGACCGCGACCGGGACUGCAUCCUACGCCACCUACUCGCCCAUCUUCACCCACGUCUCCGACGCGAAGAUGUCCAAGUACCAGAACCCUCCUCAGCCGCCGCCGCUGUUCACCGGCACCAAGGAGAGCAUCGUCUCCGACGCUAAGGAGCUGUGCGACCGAACACGCUCCCUGCUCGACGGGCUCGUCGCUGAUAUAUCUCCCUCGGACAAGUCCCGGGCCACGUUCGACGCCGUCGUGCGGCCCCAGAUCGAGGACGAGAACGAGAGCUCCCUGAGCGCCCGCAUCCUCGGCUUCUACCAGUACGUGAGCGGCGACGCCGCCUUGCGGGACGCCAGCACCGAGGCGGAGAAGCUGAUGGACGACUUCUCCAUCGAGGUCGGCAUGCGCGAGGACGUCUUUCACCUGGUCGACGCCGUCUACGAGAACUCGGGCCUACGGGCCGCAAGGGAGAAGGACAGGGAGGCCAACAUUGACGACGCCCUUGCCACCUCGGUGGGCCUCGAAGACGCUGAGAGCGCGAGGUUCCUGGACAAGGAGCGUAAGAGUUAUAUCAAGAACGGCCUAGGUCUGCCCGUCGGCCUGCAGAGGGAUCGCUUCAAGGAGAUCAAGAAGCGCCUGAGCCAGAUCCAGAUUGCCUUCCAGAAGAACCUGAACGAGGAGAACGGCGGCCUCUGGUUCACCGCGGAGGAGCUCGACGGCGUGCCCGAGGACGUAUUGGACGGCUUGCAGAAGGGGACGGGCGAGAACGAGGGCAAGCUGAGGCUGACGUUCAAGUACCCCGACCUGUUCCCCACGCUGAAGUUCGCGAAGAACGCGGAUACGAGAAGGAAGCUGUUUGUGGAGAACGAGAACAAGUGCAACCAAAACGCCCCCCUCUUCAAGGAGGCCGUCGUCCUGCGGGACGAGGCUGCUCGCCUCCUCGGAUACCCCGAUCACGCCACGUUCCGCAUUGAGGACAAGAUGGCCAAGACGCCCAAGACGGUCCUGGACUUCCUCGGCGACCUGAGGACCCGUCUCGCGCCGGGCGGGGCCAAGGAGACGGAGCACCUCGUCGAGCUGAAGAAGAAGGACCUCGCCGAGAGGGGCCUGCCGUUCGAUGGGAACUAUUACCUCUGGGACCACCGCUUCUACGACCGCCUGAUGGUGGAGACGGAGUACAGCAUCGACGAGAACGCCAUCGCCGAGUACUUCCCCCUGCGGCGCACCGUCGCGGCCAUGCUCAACAUCUUCGAGGAGCUGUUCGGCCUAGCCUUCGUCGAGCUCACCCCGGAGGACCGCGCGCGCCUCUCGCCCACGGGCAGGGCGGAAGACAUCGCCUGGCACGAGGACGUCAUCCUGUUCAGUGUGUGGAACGACAGCUCCGAGGGAGACGGCUUCGUCGGCUACCUGUACCUCGACCUGCACCCCCGCCAGGGCAAGUACGGCCACGCGGCCAACUUCAACCUGCAGCCGGGCUUCCUGCAGAAAGACGGCCGGAGCCGGCGGUACCCGGCGACGGCGCUGGUGUGCAACUUCAGCAAGCCGACGCCGAAGAAGCCGUCGCUGCUGAAGCAUGACGAGGUGGUGACGCUGUUCCACGAGCUGGGCCACGGCAUCCACGACCUGGCGGGCCGGUGCCGCUACGCCCGGUUCCACGGCACGUCGACGGUGCGCGACUUUGUCGAGGCGCCGAGCCAGAUGCUGGAGAACUGGUGCUGGACGCCGAGCCAGCUGCGGUCCCUGAGCGGGCACUACGAGACGGGCGCCAAGAUCCCCGACAACCUGAUUGCGAAGCUGAUCGCCACCAAGCACGUCAACGGCGCGCUGUUCAACCUGCGGCAGCUGCACUUUGGCCUCUUCGAUAUGACGGUGCAUACGCCCAAGUCACAUGCCGAGCUCGAGGCCAUGGAUAUGGGCAAGGUUUUCAACGACUUGCGGGUGCAGAUCGCCGGGUUGAAGGGGCCUGAGGCCCUAGGCGAGCCAAGCACCUGGGGACACGGCGAGGCUACGAUGGGUCACCUGAUCGGGGGAUACGAUGCGGGCUAUUACGGCUAUCUGUCCUCCGAGGUCUAUUCCGCCGACAUGUUCUACUCCGUCUUCAAGCAGAACCCCUUGGACGGGGUGCAGGGCAGGCGGUACCGGCACACGGUCCUUGAGAAGGGCGGUUCUCAGGAGGAGAUGUUGACGCUGGAGCAGUUCCUCGGGCGGAAGCCGAGCACGGAGGCGUUCUACAAGGAGUUGGGCUUGGCGUAGGAAACGCUUUUUCCAUGCGGGUCUUGCGAGAGUUGAAGGUUGUGGAGGGAAGACAGAGCUUGGUGCAUUAAUAUAUAUAUAUGCAUGUGUGUGUGUGUGUGUGUGUGUAUUCUCCUAGAACACGACUUGCCCAUCUAGAAACAGAAUCAUCGUCACUCCCAU